This is a messenger RNA of Pseudophryne corroboree (corroboree frog), 2243 nucleotides long. RefSeq names its product L-amino-acid oxidase-like. The transcript is spliced from 7 exons. The record is from RefSeq and is a predicted model, not a curated record. Gene Ontology annotation, molecular function: L-amino-acid oxidase activity. Gene Ontology annotation, biological process: amino acid catabolic process. NCBI's taxonomy places the organism in Eukaryota, Metazoa, Chordata, Amphibia, Anura, Myobatrachidae. Bases 1 to 2106 code for a protein of 701 amino acids.
AUGAUUUACGGAUUGUGCAAGGUUCUCCAACCCUACGAACUUGCCACACGUGAAGUCAGUUCAGACACGGCCAGCUUGAGUCAGGUCAUUCCCCUCAUCAGGCUUUUGCAGAAACAGCUGGAGAAAGUGAAGGAGGAGCUAAGACAUAGUAAUUCUGCUCGGAAUGUGGGACUUGUGGAUGAAGCCCUUAAUUCGCUUUGCCAGGAUGCAAGGGUGGUCAAUCUGUUGAAAUCAGAGCACUACAUUUUGGCCACCGUGCUUGAUCCUAGGUUUAAAGCCUACAUGAUAUCUCUCUUUCCGGUGGACACAAGCCUGCAGUGGUGCAAAGACCUGCUUGUGAAAACACUGUCAGCUGAAGCGGAAAGUGACACGGCAACAGCUCCCUCUUUUUCUCCGGCAACUGGGGUUGCCAUGAAAAAACUUAGAUAUCCGAUUCCUAAACAACCCACUGGCGGUGAUGCAGUGCAGGCUGGACCAACUUUAGACAUCUGGUCUGGACUGAAGGACCUGCCAACAAUUUCAGACAUGUCAACUGUCACUGCAUAUGAUGCUGUCACCAUUGAAAGAAUGAUGGAGGAUUACAUCGUGUUUCUCUCCUUGGUAUUCUUGGCAAUGAUCUGUGGGAUGAGAAGUGAUAUGAAUUUGUUGCAAGAAUGCUUUCAAGAUCGUGAAUAUGAAGAGGUAAUCGAUAUUGCCAAAUAUGGAUUGCCUUCUACUAAGAUGCUUCAUCAAAAAUACAUUGUAAUUGUUGGUGCAGGAAUGUCUGGACUUUCUGCAGCUAAAACUUUACUAAACGCCGGCCACAGAGUGACUGUACUAGAAGCCAGUUAUCGUGUAGGAGGUCGUGUAUUAACACACAGAGACCCAGAGGGCUGGUAUGCAGACUUAGGACCUAUGCGUCUGCCUAUAUCACAAAGGAUCGUGCGUGAAUAUAUUCAGCAGUUUGGUUUGAAACUGAACCCUUUUAUUGUGUCAGAUGAAGACAAUUUUUAUUUUUUCAACAAUAUAAGAAAAACAUACAAGGACGUUGAGAAGACACCAAACCUGUUCGGAUUCCAACUGACAUCUGAGGAAGAAGGAAAAUCUGUUGAAGAUCUGUAUUCUGGAUCAGUAGAAAAAUUUCUGAAGAAAGUCAGUGCCAGGUAUUGCUCUCAAAUAUGGCAGAAAUUUGACAAAGCUUCUGAACAGUCUUUCCUGGAGAAUGAAUUAGGUUUGAGCACAGGAGCUGUUGAAAUGCUUGGACACUACAUGGAUUUGAAUAGUAAUUUAUAUAUCUCAUUCAUUGAAUCAUUGAUAGACGACAUUGUAUUUAACACUACCAGGCUUGAUGAGAUCACUGGUGGCUUUGAUCAGUUGCCAUUGGCCUUUGCCCGCCGUCUUGGAAGUGCGAUCAGACUAAAUUCCACUGUAGUUAAAGUCAUAAGGAGGCAGAAAUCUGUGAUUGUCCAGUACCGCAAAGAUGAAUCCUCAGAUCUCACCAGCAUAGCAGCAGACUAUGUCAUCAUCACCUCCACUGCAAAAGCCACUAGGCUGAUGGAGUUCAGCCCUCCACUGAGUCAUGAGAAGUACAAUGCAUUGAGUUUCAUUCACUAUGCAAGUGCAACAAAGAUUUACCUAAAAUGCAACGAGAGAUUCUGGGAGAAGGAUGGCAUAGUGGGUGGUAGAAGUGUUACUGAUCGCCCAUCUCGAUACAUCUACUACCCAAGUCAUAACUUCACCAAUGGAAUAGGUGUCCUCCUCGCAUCCUACACAGAUACAGAUGAUUCAAUGUUCUUCACAGCACUCAGUGAUGAAGACUGUGUCGAUGUGGUUUUGGAAGACUUGGCUGUCAUCCACAGGAGACCAAAGGAUGAGCUCAAGAAACUCUGCCCAAAAUCAGUGGUGAAGAAGUGGAGUCUGGAUCCACAUUCUAUGGGGGCAUUUGCCUACUUUACCCCUUACCAGUAUGGUAACAUGUAUGAAGCAUUAGCUCAACCUGAAGGCAGAAUAUAUUUUGCUGGAGAACACACAUCUUCUCCUCAUGGUUGGAUAGACACUGCCAUAAAAAGUGGUCUGAAAGCGGCAAGAGACAUCCACAGGGAUGCCAACAAGUUUCUCCAUAAAUGAUUCUGUGUACACACACACACUCUCACACUUAAACAUAUAUCUAUGAUAUAUAAUGCAUAUCUGAAACGUUGACAAAAUGUUUGACCGUCUGCUUAUAUGCCAGGCUGUACCUGGUAACUAUGUAUUGAGAGCUCUAC